Molecule: messenger RNA, 331 nt
Organism: Culex quinquefasciatus (southern house mosquito)
Lineage: Eukaryota; Metazoa; Arthropoda; Insecta; Diptera; Culicidae
Exons: 2
Coding region: 17-331 (104 amino acids)
Source: RefSeq, a predicted model, not a curated record
CUUCGUCUCGCUCUCGAUGGUGUACCAAGUGACCAGGAAGCGCGGUCGGAUCACUAAGGAAGCGCACUGCGAGAUCUUCUCCGUUGACACGGUCACCGGUCUUUGGUGCCCGGGCAGGACAUUCGCUACCUGCCGCAGGCGCUGUGCCAAGCGGUACUUUAUCCGGACGGCCAGUGUGUCGUCCUCCCCGUCAUCCUGUAGGUACACCAACAUCAACAACCGGCUCGAUCAGUACGGCCUCAAGAAGAAGUUCAGUGCCCACCUCAAGGAGAAGUUCAAGCCCCUGGCGGAGGCGGCCUUCAUCGAAGAAGAACUCCAGCGUUAUCAUUAA